This is a messenger RNA of Prorocentrum cordatum, 4593 nucleotides long. Lineage: Eukaryota; Dinophyceae; Prorocentrales; Prorocentraceae. The record is from the annotation of a GenBank genome assembly.
AUGAAGAACUCGAGCGAACCGAGCUCCAGGGGCGACAGGAUUUUCAGGCCACAGUACGACGCCUUCGACGAAGUAAUGGAGAACCCUAUGAGAUCCUGGAUCGACGAACGGGCGGUGAAUGAGACGGCCACGCACCUGAGGGCCCAGACCCAGCAGUUGGACGGGAUUAUAACUAAGUACCUUCGUGUUUUGGAGCGUGGCAAAGCCACGGACUGGACAGGCGAGCACCCGCACUCGUCAUCGAAUUCGACGCUUAGGCAGAGGUGGCGCCUGAUACCGAUCCGCUUCGAGCAGGCGGCCAGACGCUUCGGAUGGGUGCAGCAGAUGGCCAAGGACGCCCUCGCGCACCAGCAGCGGGCGUACCUAGCCAUGGCACUGGUGCUGGCGAGCGGCACCGACAGCAAGAAGGAGCCCGAGUUUCAGCGAGCGGUCAGGCGCCGCGACGAGGGGAACGGCGGCCAGACUGCUCAGAAGACCACCGCAGGCGUCAAUGGCCACAACAAAGGGCUGUACGUGCUGAUGAUGAAAAUGCUGCUAUCGCUCGCCCAGAGCCGUCGGAACAUCGAGGGGGUGCUGUUCGACGUGCUGAUCGCCGAGCUCCCCGAGGUGCUGAAGAUGCAGGAGCAGGGCUCGGCCUACAACGCCCAGGUUCAGGCAAAGGGCAAGGGCCACGGGCUCGGCGCCCCCCACCUGUUCGUGUUCGGGGGUCUACUGGAGGCGCUACUGCCGCGCCAACAGAGCAUCGGCAAAGUGAACUUCGAGAAGCUGACCGAGUUCAAGGCUCGGCUCCAGACACUCGACUACGAAGGAAAGAUGGACAUCAUCCGCUUCACCAAGGUAGACAGGUGCUACGACCAGGGCAAGCGCAGGAUCACGCUGUGCCUCCAGGAAGGCCGCAAGGAGGUGAUCAGCGCCCUCCAGCAGCUGGGCGCGGAGCUGAAAUCGGGCAGAGCGCCGGCGAGCCACAUGGAGAGAGAGUUGCAGGAGUGGCUGGAGGGGCCGCUCGGGAUCACAGAUGCCAAUGAGAACGGCUUCGCCUUGGAGGGUGUCUUCGGGGUCCACGGGAUCACAGAUGCCAAUGAGGAGAGUUUCGCCUAUGGGGAAUUCCUCUGGGUCGACGGGAUCACAGAUGCCAAUGAGGAGGGUUUCGCCUUGGAGAGUUUCUUCGGGGUCUACGGGAUCACAGAUGCCAAUGAGGACGGUUUCUUCGGGGACGUCGGGAUCACAGAUGCCAAUGAGGAGGGUUUCGCCUUCGAGGGCGUCUUCGGGGUCGAGGGGAUCACAGAUGCCAAUGAGGACGAGCUGGUCUGGACGGAGGCCGCGCGGACCCCCCGGGGCCUCGCGUGGGUGGCCACCUGGCUGCUGCAGGCGCCGCUCUGGCUCCGCGUGCUGCGGGCGCACUCGCCCCUGCUCCUGCACGAGGGCGCUAACUUCCUCUUCUCGGCGCAGGCGGCCGUGUACGCCCUGGCCGGCGCGGGGGGGGCCUCGCGGCUCCCCUCCGCGGGCCUCCUGGCUUCCUCGGGCGGGGGCCCGCCGCAGCGGCGGCCGGGCGCCGCGGGCUUGGCGGCGCUGCUGCUGAAAUGCGCCGCGCGCUGCAGCCUGCCGGCGCUGUACGUGGCGUGCCACGGGAUGCCCGCGGACUGGCGCGUGGCGAGCUGUUUCCUGGUGGCGGAGCUCCGGAGGAGGACAAGGAGCAGGGCCCGACGGUGCUGCGGGAGCUGGUGCUGGCCCUGGGCCUCCGCGGCGCGCCGCGGCCGGAGCUGUUCCCGUGGGCCGCGGCCUACCCGGCCGCGCACGCCGCCGAGGGCUCCGACGAGGACGGCGAGUGCCCGGAGCACGGCUCGUGCGCCAUCUGUUGGUCCAGCCUCUGCAGCCCGCUCGGGCCGGCGUCGGCCGCCGGCGCGGCCGCCGCGCUGCGGCGGCGGCUGGCCCCGGGGCUCGCCGCUGCCCGCCGGACGCCAGGGGCCUCGUGCGGCCUUCGGGGGCCCCCAAACGGGUGCCGCCGUCCUGGUGGGGGGGCCGCGUCGCCACCACGGAGUGCGGCCAUCUCGCUUCCACCUGCGGUGUCUCAGCAUGGUGGACUCCCACGGGCCAGCGGUGCCGCGCUGCCCGCUCUGCCGCACCGCGCUCCGCGGCGUCGCCGGCGCGGAGGUGCCGAGCGAGGAGGAGCUGGACGAACAGCGCUGGAACGUCCUCGUCGGCUUCGGCAUGGGCCUCGCGCUGCUGCUGCUGGUGCACGCCGCGAGCCGCAAGGUGCGCGCGCCCUCGACCGCCCUGACCGCGAAGCUGCACGGGCUGCUCGCGCCCAGAGCCUCUGGCGCGGCCGGCAUGGCCGCAGGUCAGGAGAUCCCCGAGCCGCGCCAGGUGCACCAGGACGCAGUAGCUACACGGCGGCAGAAGUUGUUCAACCUUUCUCACUCGAUUGCCCCGCAUGCAGCUUCACGGCUCAAGAUCUCCGACAACUUCAGAUACACAUACGCACACACUGUGCCCUGGGUGCUCCUACUCUCCCUCGGCCUCGGCUUCGACCGCGGCAUGUCGCAACCAGACGCGGCGUCCAUGGACCUGGAGCUGCUGAUCAAGAAGCACAAGCGCAAGCCAGGCGACGGCGAGGACCUCGGAGGAGCACCCUCGGGAAAAAAGGCCAACCUCGGGGACGCAGCAGACGAGGCAGAAGACGGUCUUCAGCAGGUCGAGGGGGCCCUUCGGGCUCGAGACAUGCAGCAGGCCAUAUCGAUAUUGCUCAAGAUGGCGUGCAUGCACGCGCAGCUGCUGAGGGACUUGGCGGCGUCGGAGUGGGUGUGCCUCGUCAUCCCGACGCUGAGCUUCCUGGUGGUCGCAGGGCGAGGCGCAGGCAAAAUGUACGCGGAGGCGGCAGCCAUCGCGGCAGCGAAGCCCCAUCUGGGGCCACCACAUUUGCACAUAGCGCGCGGCGUGUUCAAGUCGAUGGUCGAAUCAGAGAAGCUACAGAAGUCGGGGACUCAGGCGUACCAAACCCUGGUCCUUUUUUACGAGAAGUUCGUGUCGAUCAGCUCGGCUGCGGAGCUAGGAUUAGUGAUCAGGCACUUCCGUCUGAAGAAGUGCUACAACGAGGAGUACACCCGACUGCAGUUCGCGAUCGGCGGGGACGUCACGGUGCAGCUGGCGGACGCUCAAGAGGGGUCGCCCGAGCGUCAUCUGAGCAAGCUGGAGGUGGAGCAGUCGAUCAUCAAGCUAGCUCAGCUGGAGGACGCGAAGCUCAAGCUCGGGACCGCCCCUCAGGGGCACUUGGAGACCAUGGCGCAGCGCAUCCUCGACAAGACGAAGCAAAAGGGCAAGGGCAAGGGCGCCCUGGCCGCCAUGGGUCAGAGCCUGUCCGAGCAGUGGCAGCGCGUCGUCGGCGACCCGCAGCACCUCUGCGGCGCGCCGCCGAGCGGCGUCGGCGGGGCCGCCUCCGGGGUGUGGAGCCGCCUCUUCGGCAGGCGCGAGGUGUGUGUCAUCAUGGUGGGCCUCGACGGCGCUGGCAAGACCACGGUGCUUUACCGGAUGAGACUCGGCACGAUUGUGACCACAGUCCCCACAGUAGGUUUCAACGUGGAGAAGCUCGAGUACAAGAACCUCGUCUUCACCGUCUGGGACCUCGGGGGGCAGACAAAGACACGCAAGAUCUGGGAGCAUUACUACCAGACCACGGAUGCUCUUAUCUUCGUGGUGGACAGCUCCGAUCGGGAGCGCAUCGAGGAAGCCCACGAGGAACUCCUCAAGAUGCUGCACAGAGAGGAGAUGAGAGACGCAGCGCUCCUGGUUUUGGCGAACAAGCAGGAUCUGCCGGACGCCAUGACGACGCAAGAGCUCACGGCCAAGCUCGGGCUAAAUGGCCUUGGCAGGAGCCGAAAGUGGCUUGUACAAGAGACAACCGCAACUGUCGGUGACGGGUUGUACGAAGGCCUUGAUUGGCUUACCCUCACCAUAGCCGGCUACUAGUAAUAUGUGACCAGGGCAACAUGGUCUCUCGCUUCUGCCAGACUGGUCUGAAUUGGUGUGGCCCCCCUUCUUCCUCUCCCCUGCCCCCCUCCCUCUUCCCUCCUGUGCACUCCCCCCUUCCUGCAGCCCAGCGCGCGCAAGUUUUUUUGUGUGGCAAGGCGCCGCCUGGGCGCCAGGCUUGACUGACUGAACGGUUUCACGCGCCGAGCAGACCCCAAUCAGUAUCGUUUCACCGAUCUCUAACCCCAUCCUGAUCCCUAUCCCGACCCCCACCAUCCUACCACCCCAGUUGGGGAUGUGCCUCUCGAAGCCCGCGGGGCACAGCCUAUAUCCGCAUCCAGCGGGGUGAGUCUGCCAGUGGGGCCCAGGCAACGCCAGUGGGGACAGGGAUCGGCUCAUCGAUGCCCACCCCAAGGGGUCGGCGGAACUGUGGCUGCACCUCGCGCGCCGCGCCGCGCGCGGCACGCGACGGCCUGCCUCGAGGGGCCGAGCGGCCCCGUCCUCCAUCUCGGCUGUCAGCGUGCACCUUCCCCCCUCCUCCAUACCCCCCUCUGCGCGCCGCCAGAGCGUGCAAAGAGGUCUGUGUGGCAUGGGGCGACGAUCGCGCCUUGUGCAGUGCGAAAGUGCAUC